Cuscuta epithymum is the source of this 2920-nucleotide messenger RNA. Lineage: Eukaryota; Viridiplantae; Streptophyta; Magnoliopsida; Solanales; Convolvulaceae. The record is from the annotation of a GenBank genome assembly.
GAAAGCUCGGUCCAGAUCCGAUCCGUCACUCAUGGAGCCUUAAUUCCUGGGCAACGAACAAACACGAUGACUCCAUAUAUGAACUAUACCAUGAGCUGAUACAGCGAUACGCAUUUACAGACUCACAAUUUGAAACUUGAUGGAGCUCCUCCGAGCAAACCUGUCUCGAGUUCGAAUUCCAGAGCCUACCACUCGCAUCUACAAGCACGAAUGCUGCAUCUCCUUUGAUUCUCCGAAAACAGAUGGUGGGCUUUUUGUUGACAUGAACACAUUUUUAGCAUUUGGAAAGGAGUACGUAGGUUGGAACUAUGAAAAGACUGGAAACCCAGUUUACUUACAUAUUAAGCAGGAAAGGAAGCCAGUCACUGAGGACAGGCCUUCCAAGAAACCAACUCUCUUGGCCAUAGGUCUUGAUGGGGGUUUCAAUAACAAUGAACCAGAGUAUGAUGAAAGCUAUGAAAUAGUCUUAUUGCCAGAUUAUGUUACUCUUCCCUUUCCUUCUGUUGAAUUGCCAGAGAAGGUAAGGUUGGCUGUUGAUGCUGUUUUAUUGGCUGAGAGCGCUGAAAGGAAAGAGCAAGUUGCUGCCUGGACAGCUGACAAGAAGCUUACUAGUAAAUAUGCCAUGGAUCUACAACAACUUGAUAAUCAUGUUGUUAUCCCUCCAUCAGGCUGGAAGUGUGCUCAAUGUGAUAAGAUUGAGAAUCUUUGGCUGAAUCUGACAGAUGGAACAAUUCUCUGUGGUAGAAAAAAUUGGGAUGGAAGUGGUGGUAAUGACCAUGCUGUUAGCCAUUACAGAGAAACUGGUUAUCCUCUUGCAGUCAAGCUUGGAACAAUAACAGCCGAUUUAGAGGGAGCAGACGUUUUCUCUUAUCCGGAAGAUAAUAGUGUUUUGGACCCACUUUUAGCACAACAUCUUGCACACUUUGGCAUUGAUUUUUCUUCCUUACAAAAGACUGAAAUGACGACUGCUGAAAGAGAACUUGAUCAAAAUAUCAAUUUUGACUGGAACCGGAUUCUAGAAACUGGACAGGAGGUUGAGCCACUUGCUGGACCAGGAUAUACAGGACUCGUUAAUCUUGGCAACAGUUGUUAUUUGUCAGCAACAAUGCAAGUGGUGUUUUCUACACAUUCUUUCUGCUCCCGGUACUUUCUGGACCAGAGUCUAAAGACAGCUUUUAAUAUUGCUCCAGCUGACCCAACGGUUGACCUUAACAUGCAGCUUACAAAACUUGCCUUCGGCUUGCUUUCUGGAAAAUAUUCAAGUCCAAAUAUGAUGGAAGGUUCUGCAAAGAUGGAAAAGUCUAGUUCAGCACCGAAACAGGAUGGAAUCUGUCCUCGUAUGUUCAAGUCUGUGAUUGCUGCAAGCCACCCUGAAUUUUCAACAAUGAGACAACAGGAUGCAUUGGAGUUUUUCUUGCAUUUUAUUGAUCAAGUGGAACGAAUGAAUUCUGGGAACCCCAGAGCUGAUCCUUCUAGGAGUUUCAAAUUUGGUAUUGAAGAACGUAUACAAUGUCCAUCCGGUAAAGUGGCAUACAAUCGUAGGAAUGAUUACAUCCUCUCUCUGAAUAUUCCUCUGGACAGGGCUAUUAACAAAAAGGAAGUUGAGGAGUUUCAAAAGGCCAAGGCUAAAACGGCUGCAGAAGGAAAGGAAACGCCAGCUGAUGAAAUUGUUCGCCCAAGGGUUCCUUUGAAGGAUUGCCUAGAUUGCUUUUCAGCUCCUGAAGAAAUUCAUGAUUUUUACAGCUCUGCUUUGAAAACAAGAACAACAGCAACCAAAACGGCUGGUUUGACUUCUUUUCCUGAUUAUUUGGUUUUGCACAUGCGGAAAUUUGUCAUGGAGGAAGGAUGGGUUCCAAAGAAACUAGAUGUCUACAUUGAUAUUCCUGACAUCAUAGACAUUAGUGACAUGCGCAGCAAGGGUAUUCGACCUGGGGAAGAGCAAUUACCUGAAGGUGCUGCAGGGGAUAUUGAGGAACAAAAGCAACCUGUAGCUGAUGAGGGCAUUGUUUCCCAACUCGUGUCAAUGGGAUUUAACUCACUUCAUUGUCAAAAGGCAGCCAUUAACACAUCCAAUACCGGAGUGGAGGGUGCAAUGAACUGGUUGCUUGCUCAUAUGGAUGAUCCCGACAUUGAUGAUCCAAUUUCACAAAUAGGAAGAAGUGUUGAUAUCGAUCAAUCACAAGUCGAUACAUUGGUUUCCUUUGGUUUUCAUGAGGACUUGGCUAGGCAGGCACUGAAAGCAUCAGGAGGUGAUAUUGAGAAAGCGACUGAUUGGAUAUUUAACAAUCCUGGUGCUUCAGAGAAAUCAGAUAUGGACACAUCAUCCAGUGGUGGAACUUCAGUUGUUGAUGCUGCACUACCUGACGGUGAAGGAAGGUAUAAGCUCAUGGGAGUAGUCAGCCACAUUGGUAAUUCAACCCAGUGUGGUCAUUACGUUGCCCAUAUCUAUAAAGAUGGUGCUUGGGUAAUUUUCAAUGACGAAAAGGUUGGGAUCUCAAGGAAUCCUCCCCUUGACAUGGGAUACUUGUACUUCUUUGAGAGAGUUCGCGGCUGAACGAUUGAUAAUGAGUGGUUUUAUAGAUGGAGCUCAAAUAGCACAGGGGUGGGUGGAUAUUGUGUCCAAAGUCAUUACCAUACUUGGGGUUAAGAUCAAAGAACAUGGUCAGUCUUCUGAAGUUCAUCUCAAUUCAUCUUCUCCUACUUCUCCCUUGUCUGAAACGCGAAACAUUUUGGCUUUGUAAACUUUUGACGUAAAACGUAUCUGAUUGUUUCUCAGAGAUUCUAUACAAAAUUUGGAUGCGGUUUUUUAAGUAUAUUCUUGUUUGCACGUGUCUACAUUAUUCACAGGGCAUACUUCAUUUUCCAAGUGUUUGCAUGGAUUAAUACUCCGUAUGGUUCAUGAUAUUUUAAUAAAUUCAAA